GGUACCUGAGUGUCUGCACUGCGCUGGGUGAAACCAAUGAAGACUUGAGGCCAGUGCAUGGUCUGGCUGUGAUUUACCCCCUCUUCGUCUCUGGCUCUGGGGCUCGGGAUCAGGGAGCCCCGUGGGCCUGCCAGGUGUUCUUGAUUAGAGCCCAAGUCGCUCGGCCUGCUGGUUGCUCCUGCCUUGCUCCUCCACAAAGACAGGCUGUGCGCAGCCAGGGGCCCUGUCUUGGCCCCGUUUGUAUCCUCGGUGCCUAGCACCCAGCCCUGCACUCAGAGCGCACUCGAUUCACGUUGCCAGACGACUGCUCGACCACCCACCCAGGGAAGUCCGAAAGAGAGGACAAUCUACCUGUUUCUUGCCUUUAUCUCAGCUUCUCCCGGACAGAACAUGGACUUUGCGCGCCUGUGGCUGGGGCUGCUGCUGCCUUUGGUGGCCGCUCUGGACUUCAGCUACCACCACCAGGAAGCGCUGGAGGCGUUCCUGAAGCGUGUUGCCCAGAACUACAGUUCCAUCACUCACUUGCACAGCAUUGGCAAGUCUGUGAGAGGUAGAAACCUGUGGGUUCUUGUUGUGGGACGGUUCCCGAAGGAACACAGAGUUGGGAUUCCGGACUUCAAAUACGUGGCAAAUAUGCACGGAGACGAGACUGUUGGGCGGGAACUGCUGCUCCAUCUGAUUGACUAUCUCGUAACCAACCACGGGAAAGACCCUGAAAUCACAAACCUCAUCAACAGCACCCGGAUACACAUCAUGCCUUCCAUGAACCCAGAUGGAUUCGAAGCCGUCAAAAAUCCCGACUGUUUUUACAGCAAUGGAAGGGAAAACUUUAACCAGUACGACCUGAAUCGAAACUUCCCCGAUGCUUUUGAAUACAAUAACGUCUCGAGGCAGCCUGAAACCGUGGCCGUCAUGAAGUGGCUGAAGACCGAGACAUUUGUCCUCUCCGCAAACCUCCAUGGCGGUGCCCUGGUGGCCAGUUACCCAUUUGAUAAUGGCGUUCCAGCAACUGGGGCGUUGCUCUCCCGAAGCGUAACUCCUGAUGAUGAUGUUUUUCAAUAUCUUGCAAAUAUCUAUGCGUCAAGAAACCCCAACAUGAAGAAAGGAGAUCAGUGUGAGAACAAACUGAACUUUCCUAACGGAGUUACCAACGGAUACUCCUGGUAUCCACUGCACGGCGGAAUGCAAGAUUACAACUACAUCUGGGCCCAGUGCUUUGAAAUUACGCUGGAGCUGUCGUGCUGCAAAUACCCUCCUGAGGAGGAGCUGCCAUCCUUCUGGAAUUAUAACAAAGCCUCGUUGAUCGAAUAUAUGAAACAGGUGCACCUAGGUAUGAAGGGUCAAGUUUUUGAUAUUGAUGGAAAUCCAUUACCUAAUGUAAUUGUGGAAGUCCAAGACCGAAAACAUAUCUGCCCAUACAGAACCAACAAAUUUGGAGAAUAUUAUCUACUUCUCUUGCCUGGGUCCUAUACAAUAAAUAUUACAGUCCCUGGGCAUGAGCCAUACCUCACAAAGGUGGUUAUUCCAGAGAAAUCCCAGAACUUCAGUGCACUUAAAAAGGAUUUUCAACUUUCAUUCCGAGGGCAACUGGAUUCUACACAAGUAUCAGAUCCUUCAUGCCCACUGAUUCCUCUCUACAAAAAUUUUCCAAGCCACUCAGCUGCAACAAAGCCUAGUUUGUUCCUAUUUUUAAUGACUCUCUUGAACAUAUUUUCCAAAUAAAGUAAAAUGUGAAACUCAAGCCCCAUCAUCACCUGGAAUCAGGAACGUCCACUUCAGGUUACUGCAACUCUAACCCCUCUUUGUGGGACCUCAGCUGGGUAAACUCCAGUCUUCCCAAAGAAGAGAAGUGGAUGCUUCCAGAUCCUGCGAUAAGCAAUAGAUGGUGAUAAUGACUUGGUCUCAAUAAUGAGUGAAAGACACCUGCCUCUCAAGUAUUGCCCAUAUUUACUUAAUCAUUAAGUCUUAGAAAUUUGUAAAAAGAUAAACUUAAGACACAAAAAUGAUGUUCCUACAAGGGAAAAAAAUUUUUUUGCCAUGAGUGCCAUAUGUGAAGAGAUACUAAGUGCCACAUAUUAGUAUCAUUAGUUCUCAGCAAAGAAAUGUUCAUAGGAUUGGGAAUAUCUACUUUUGCAUAUGUUCUAAGGAGCAGUGCAAGAAAGUGGACAGACAUGUCUCAGAGACCCAGGAAAAGGUGGCCCCAAUGGAAUGACAAGUUUGUGUCUACAGAUCCUCAAAGCAACAGGUAAAUGAUGCUUCAUCCCCGAGAGCCAGUGUCCCCACCUUCCUGCACCCGGACGCCAGUUAGGAUGAUGGCACCAAACGUCCAACUCCAGCCUCUCUGCCUGAACUUCAGACUCACAUCCAACUCGCCCCCUGGAUACGACCCAUAGGUGCCUCGGACCCAUCAUGUCAAACAGCCAGGUUUUGCCUCUAGAACCUUUCUUCCUGCUAUACGAGAAAGUUCACUGAAAAUGGAAUUGAAGGAUAAAUUUGGUGCCAAAGACUGGGAAAUCUAUGAAUAAUUUUAGCAUAAUAGGUGUUUUCGUGAACUUUUUGAAGAUCCCCUCCAAUUCUCUGUACCAGUACCACCACACUGGACAUCUAGGAGUCAUCUUCAAAACUUCUUUCUUCUUCCAUAUAUUCCAUCAUUCAGUAAAGACUGGGGUGAAUUGUAAAUACUAACUCUACCCUCUCUCCUCCAUGGCAAUUAAUAUCGCCAAAUUUAGGCCUCCCAUCUCACCUGUACCACAGCAACAGCUGUACUGUGUCCUGGUCCCAGCCGUGUCCUCUUGGGUCCAUCCUCCACAGCACUGGGGGAGGGGGCUACGUAAAACAGACCAACAGUUAGCUGCGUGUAGCUCCCAAACAUACCACAUGCGAUAUGUGCCCGUCUCUGGAGUGCCACUCUGAUUGAUCACUGUAUUUUCUUUCCCACUUUUCCACUAAAACUCGGUUCAAACUGCAACUCUCCUAGGAAGCCACUCCACUUCCUCCCAGGCAGUCUGGGGCCCUUCCUCUUUGUUCCCACAAAUAAACUGGUUAUCUCUGCUACUGGAUUUACAACACUGUAUUAUGACCUUGUACUUCCAUGUGUGUCUUGUCUAAUAGAGUAUGAGCUCUUUAAGGCUGGAGUCCAUUUGAAAAACUCAUUUUUGUAUCCUCAGAGCCUUCCACACAGUAGGCAAUGAAUGAGUGAACAAAGUGUUCCAGCACCUGGCUACUCCCAGUCCCGUCCAGAAACUGUAUAGGGCUUUAAGUCAUUUUAUGAAGUUGGGUCUCAGGUGGCAAUCACCAGCUCACUUUGUCGGUGUUUUCAUGUACGCAUCGAGAAAAUUCCAGGAUGGGUAUUUAAUGCAGCAGUUGAAACACCCAUAUCCCCUAAUCAGAGUUCCUGGGUUCAAACCCCAGCUCUUCUGCUGAUGCUGACUUCCUGCUAACACACACCCCGGGAGGCAGGUAAUGAUGGCUCAAGUACUUGUGUCUCUGCCACCUACAAGGGAGGCCCACAUUGAGUUCUGGCUCCUGGCUUUGGCCCGGUCCAGCCCCAGCUGUUACAGGCAUUUGGGAGUACAUCAAUCUCUGCCUUUCAAUCAAAUUGUUUUUAAAGAAAAAAAAACAAAUACAGUGGUUUUACUCCACUCUGCAUUCUCAGUUUUGUAGUAAUGCUACCAUGUACCUAUUAACAACACUACAAGCUACCUCUUUGAAUCUGAAAACAAAAAUUUUAUCAAUAGUAUCCAAUUUGAAACAACUGUUCUCUACCCUAAGUGUUAACCUAUCUUAAAGCAUUACACGUGAGGGGGAAAAGCAUCAAACAAGAGCAAGUCUGAUGGCAGAUUUCUGAGUGUUGUGUAUCACUCACGCAAUGUGAGUUUCUAUGGUUCACGUUUGAAAUUCAAGUUCUACAUUACCUGAAAGUGAAGCCACACCCUGGGCUUGGUACUUGGUGAAUGCCCGAGAACCACAAAGAAUUGAGAUUCAGUACAUUUGGGAGUCAUUUCCACGCCAAACUCAUUCUACAUGUAUAAAACCACUUUAUGUAAAAUCUGGUAAUAACCUGAAUAUCCUUUUUAAAUUAUAUACUUCAAAAUAUUAAUAGUGCAGUAAUGAUUUUGAUAUACUCCAUACAUAGAAGUAUAAAGAUUAAACUUGGGGCCAACACUGUAGCAUAGUGGGUAAAGCUAAUGCCUACAAUGCUUGCAUCCCAUAUGGGUGCUGAUUCAUGUCCUGGCUGCUCUGCUUCUGAUCCAGUUCGUUAAUAGCCUGGCAGAGCAGCGAAAGAGGCCCCAAGUACUUGGGCCCUUACCACCCUGGCCUGGCCCUGACACUUGUGGCCAUUUGAGGAGUGAACCAGUGGAUAGGAGAUCUGUUUCUCCCUCCUUCUCUGUAACUCUACCUUUCAAAUAAAUAAAUCUUAAAAGUUUUAACAACAAAAGACGACCACUUGAUUUACCAUCAAGCCCUAAACAGUUUUUCCACUGGGCAUUCUAAUUUUUCCUUUUCUAGAACAGCAAUUUUUAAAUGGACAUGAACUAAAAUCUAAAUUGGCUCAUGAGCCUAAAUGUAAAUUUCUCACUGAAAUGAUCUGUUUUAAAUCAGCAAGUUGUCUUAAUCAAACUUAAAAUCACUUAGAGACAAACAAAACACAGCCAGGAAAUUGUGACUGUGGUCAGACCAGGCCCCCUCAUACCUCCCAGCCUGACCGCCUUCCUCAGGAUCGGCCUGCUUCCUUUUACGGAGAAAUCUACAUGAUAAGAUUUCAGUGGGAGAACAAUGUGGAAGAGACCUCUGCAAAUCCACUGAGAAUUGUUUCCCUACCUGUAAAAGGAAGACCUCUGCCUUCUGAUGAGGGUGAUACUGGGACUGCUGGAAGAGGGGUAGAGCAGCCAUGCUGGUGUCCUCCAAGUGGAGGAAGUGUAAUUAACACUCAGGUGCAUAACUAUUUUGAAGGCAAUGUAAUACUGAUUGAAGGUCGUCUUUUGCCCCACACUUCCCACUUGUCCCUCUGUCUCUCAAAUAAAAAUGUUAAAAAUACCUAAAUAGAAUUGACCUGCAACUGAAACAUCGGUUAACUAAAUAAUCAUUAAUAAUAAUUAAGGAACUCAGGAAGUAACAUGGCUUUCUCAGGUGCCUAUUCCAGUUACGAUCAAUGCUAAUGUGAGUGAAUCUAAGUGAUGAGUAUUUUAGAGAAAUGUUCCUGCAGUGUUGAUUUUUGUGCUUAACUUGAGCCGUUGGAUGUUCACAAAUGUUAAAAACCUCUUCUCAACAUUUCUGAAAGUCUGUCUCAGAAAUCCAAGGUUAUGUUUUGUUAACAAACAAAUUUGCAUUUGUCAUGUUUCUAAAAAUGGUAUCAGUUAGCUGUAUGUUUGGAAAGUAUAAAUACCUGAUGCUGAAUUGGAAAUAUCUUUUCUUAGCGAAUACAAAAAAAUAAGCAUAGCAUAUUGUCUCAUUGCAACAGGAUAACUUGCUUAUUGAGAAAUUUGCUUUUAUUCUAUGUAAUACUACAGUUGCUGUUUAUUUUGAGGGAUCCCUUUUUUCUUCUUGAUGACUUUUGAUGGGGAAAAAUGACAAUGACCAGAUUGGUAUAAAAGAGCCUGAACGCUGACAAUACCUAAAACAGAAGCUUGGGUUUGUUAUAGCCUUUACAUUAUAUCACUAAGCAGAUAUUAUGCUGAACUGUUCACAAACCAUUUUCUCACACUUUGGCAUGUCAACUGUUCCACCCUUUCUAUAAAUGUUUCAUAGCUGAUUUUACAAACUUUCUCGGUGACUUUCUUUUAUACUAAGAACAUAUUAAAAAGAACAAAUUGUCUAAAGACUAUAAAGUUUACUGGGGAAGGGCUAUGACUACCUCUGAGUUUAGUAAAUGUAGAAUAUUUCCAAUCCUCAAUAAAGAAUAUUCAUUUAAGUAA
Molecule: messenger RNA, 5915 nt
Organism: Oryctolagus cuniculus (rabbit)
Lineage: Eukaryota; Metazoa; Chordata; Mammalia; Lagomorpha; Leporidae
Gene: CPM
Product: carboxypeptidase M
Biological process (GO): protein processing; peptide metabolic process
Molecular function (GO): metallocarboxypeptidase activity; zinc ion binding
Source: RefSeq, a predicted model, not a curated record